AUAUAGUGUUGUUUAUUGCAAUUUAAUUCGUUCUCAGGCCGCGUCUGUGUUUGCUCAUCCCCAAAACAGAUUUUAUUCGUUAGCAAAAAUGACUACUAAUUUAAACUGGGAAUCUGAAAAGGUCCGCCUUCUAAAUAUGUCCCUUGAAGACAGAAGAAAGCGAUUUGAAAAAAAUGAUUACAUUACAUUGGAUACAAUUCAGUCUUGGCGUAUCUAUUCGAUUAAGCACAAAAAUUUGGAAGCGAAGAAGCCUACUUUGGACGAUUUGAACGAAUUCAAAAAAAUAACACUUAACCAGGCUUUAAGCAAACAGCUGUUGGAGAAGGUGGCUAUUUAUACAGGGGAUAUCACAAAGUUGGAGGUGGACGCAAUUGUGAAUGCUGCAAACUCAUUGCUGAAAAAAGGAGGUGGUGUAGAUGGUGCAAUCCACCGGGCUGCUGGUCCAAUGUUGCAGCAAGAGUGUAACACUUUGGGAGGUUGCCCGACAGGACAAGCAAAAAUCACUGGAGGUUACAAUUUACCAGCUAAAUAUGUAAUCCACACAGUUGGGCCUCAAGACGGUUCAGAAACUAAGCUCCAAGAAUGUUACGAAAAUAGUUUUGCUUGCAUGGAAAAACAUGAUCUCAAAUCCAUCGCCUUCCCAUGCAUAUCUACAGGCAUUUACGGCUUUCCAAACAGAUUGGCUGCCCACAUUGCAUUAAGAACUGCAAGAAAAUUUUUGGAAAAACAUGAACAUAAGAGGGAGGUAGAGAGAAUGGAGAAGAUUAUCUUCUGUACUUUCAUGCCUAUUGAUGUGGACAUCUACGAGACACUGAUUCAAAUGUAUUUUCCCUCACAUGAAUGGAAUUAUAAUGAUGGUGCUUCAGUUACAGAACAGUAAAUUUUGAAAUUAACGAAUGAAAAUUAAUUAACUUGUGAAAAUUAUUUAUUUUCAUACUGUUGCAGAAUAUGUAACAUUAUGGUCCAAUUCCAGCUCUCUGUAUCUCCUAUCAAUUUUAAAAAUAAGCCAACAGUUUUGCAACUUCAAAAUGUUAUAUGAAAACUUCUAAUAUAAUAAUGCGCACAUUCAUAGCCAUAUUGAUAAAUUUAUUAUGUAUAAAAAUUUAACCUAAAUACAUACAAUCUUAUUAAAUAACCUUUUAUUCGCAGAUAUGCGUCAGGCUAUCGCAAACAGUGAAAUUAUUGUAUGUUUAUAUAACUUUAAUUAAGGUUAAUAGUGCAAGUUAAUUUAGGUGAUACAUAAACUAUAUUUAAUUGUAUAUUAGGUAUCCAAUAUAAAUGUAGGCCAUACAAAUAUUUCUCCCGGCCAUGG
Molecule: messenger RNA, 1312 nt
Organism: Hyposmocoma kahamanoa
Lineage: Eukaryota; Metazoa; Arthropoda; Insecta; Lepidoptera; Cosmopterigidae
Product: macro domain-containing protein RSc0334-like
Exons: 4
Coding region: 89-880 (263 amino acids)
Biological process (GO): peptidyl-glutamate ADP-deribosylation; DNA damage response; purine nucleoside metabolic process
Cellular component (GO): nucleoplasm
Molecular function (GO): ADP-ribosylglutamate-[protein] hydrolase activity
Source: RefSeq, a predicted model, not a curated record